CCGGUGCCUGCCGCCCUCCCCGGGCGGGCGAGCGGGGCUUGGGGUACGGCGGAGCCUCGCCGCGAGCGGGCGGUCCCGGGACGGCGGCGGUGGCGGCGGCACCACCAUUAACGGUGGUGGCGGUGACGGUGGCACCUGCGGCUGCGGGGAAAGGCAGGGCUCGGCGGCCCGCCCUGCGCCCCUCGCCCGGCCCGGCAUGACGCGGCUGAGCCCCGGAGGCGGCGGGAGGUGGGUGCCGGUAGCCCUGGCCGUGCUUCUGGCCCUGCGAGGUCUGGUGUGUCCUCUGGAGGUGUCAGUCAGUUCGGGAAGUAUCCAGGUUGCCCGAGGCCAGACCGCGGUAUUGCCCUGCACCUUCACCACUAACGCUGCUCUCACUAACCUUAAUGUCAUCUGGAUGGUCAUUCCUCUUUCUAAUGCCAACCAGCCUCAACAGGUUAUUCUCUACCAAGGGGGUCAGAUCUUUGGUGGUGCACCCCAGUUCUAUGGGCGAGUGGGGUUUGCUGUGACAAUGCCAACCACCAGUGCCUCCAUCUUCAUCAACAACACUCAGCUAUCGGAUACUGGCACGUACCAGUGUUUGGUCAACAAUCUUCCCGACCGAGGCGUCAGGAAUAUUGGAGUCAUUGGACUUACUGUCUUGGUCCCUCCUUCUGCUCCACUUUGUAGAAUCCAGGGAUCUCUGGAUGUGGGCAGCGAUGUCACGCUGACCUGCAGCUCUGAAGAAGGCAUCCCCCGGCCAACAUACCUCUGGGAGAAACUGGACAAUGUUCCCAAGUUGCCCCCAACUGCCACACAAGACCAAGUCCAGGGCACGGUCACCCUUCGAAAUAUCAGCACUGUGUCCUCAGGUCUUUACCAAUGUGUGGCUUCAAAUGCCAUUGGAACCAGCACUUGCCUUCUGGACCUGCAAGUCAUUGCACCCCACCCCCGGAGCAUUGGCCUGAUUGCAGGAGCGGUGGCCACGGGAGCCGUUGUGCUUGUUGUUUGCAUUGUGUUGGUAGCUGUGGCACUGUUUUACUGGAAAAAUAAACACAAAGAGGAAGAAGAGGAAGAGAUUCCCAAUGAGAUAAGGGAGGACGACCUGCCGCCCAAAUGCUCCUCCGCCGCAAAGACAUUCCACGCCGAUGCGUCCUCAUCGGAGAACGACACCCUCACCUCUUCCAACACCUACAACAGCCGCUACUGGAACGACCCCAAAGCCAACCACGCCACAGACUCCUUCACCCGCUUCAGCAACAGCAAUGACGCCCACCAGCCCCCCUUCUCCCGCUCGGGGAGCACGAGCACCCGCCCCGUCUAUGCCAACGGCGGCCACCCCUCUCCCGCUCCCCCUAAGACGCUGGUGGUGACAGCCAGCACGGCGCCGUCCCCUCAGGAGGUGAUCCGGAGCAACGGCUCGAUCAGCAGGAAGCCGCGGCUGCCGCACACCCGCUCCUACGCCGUCAGCCAGGCCACGCUGGAGCGCAUCGGGGCUGUGCCGGUCAUGGUGCCCGCCCAGAGCCGGGCUGGCUCCCUCGUGUAAGGCCGUGCCGGCAGCCAAGAUCCCAGCAAGGGGCUUCUUGUACCUCAUGGGGCGAAAAGACCUUCCUGAAAGGUGGUGAGGCGAUGGGGGACACACACACACGCACUCGCCUCUUCCCCAUGCCCUCUCCUCCUGAGGCCGCUGCCAGCCGGUGGGACAGCCAGGCCACGCCGUAUCGCCCCUGGCUCCUUGCGCCGGUGGAAGCUGCAGAUGUGCCAAGGCCAGGGGAGUGGGGAGGCCAAGGUGCACUCCCUGGCUGCUGGGCCCCAGCUGGAACUUGCACCUGGCCCUGACUUUGGGUGGGGGGGACUUCUGCUUUUGUUUCCCAUUGGUUUUGUCGGGGUUCGGCUCCAUCCAUGGGUCUUUCAGGAAGGUUUGGGGAGAUCUAUAUUUUUGGGGUUUCUUUUUCAGUUGUUGUCACUGUUUUAUUUCCAAGAGGAUGUCAGGCUGCAUUGGGGUGGGGGGAAGCUAAGCAUGGAGGGGUGCUGAGGCAGGGUAUGCCUCAAAAUGGUGGCCCCAGCCCCCUUCCCAUGGCCCUGGCUCUGCUGCUGGAAAGAGGAGGGCAGGGUACUCGGGCUGGGUGUGAGGAGGGGCAAGAAGAAGGGACAGCCACCAGCACGGCCAAGGGGAUGGCUGGAUGGAGACAUGGAUAGGGGAGCAUUAGUCUUUAUUUUCUGCAGUUCUUCCCUUACCCCAACACAAACACACAGAGACAGAUACAGAUAAAACCGCAGACACACACAGGUCCUUCUCAGACAGGGUGUUUUUCCUGCACUAGCUCAGGGCACUGCCAGAGCCCUGUUCAUGGCUGCGGAGGAUGCAGUCAUCUGAGCAUCUUUCCCCAAGACACUCCAUGCAGGGGGAGGAUGCUACUGCUACUGCUGCUGCUGCUGUAGGGCUCAUGGCUUUUUGGUUUUUUGGUGGUGAUGUUUUUUUUCUGUGGGAGGUGUUGCUGGGUUUAUUCAGGAGGCACGGAGGAGCAGAGUGGUGUGGCAGAGCAGCAGGCAAGUCCGGAGGUGCCUGCUGCCCCUAGGCUAUCUGGUUUGGGUCAAGUGGCUUCAAACACUGCAGCUUCGGUGUUUGCGUGGUGGACUUUCCUUCUUAGGCUAUCCAGGGCUGGCUGGCAUGGCAGGGCAUACAUUGUGCUUGGGGCACUCACACGGAGGAAAGUUUCCAUUCCCACUCUCCCAUGUGCAUGGACUUCCCAGAUGCUGAGGUUGGCAGGAUUUAUUUCCAAAUCCUUCUCCUUGGAAAGAGUGAAAGCAUGGGCAUAAUGAAGGAGGCAACCCUGUGGAAGCCCACAUGCUAUCUCUCUGCCUCCCCUGCUUCCCUCAGCGUCCUGGGACUGCAUACUGGUGACAUCUGCCAGUGGCUCUGCCAUCUCAUCACAGCCAGGGAGGUGGUUGUGGCUGGCACCUAUCCUUUUUCUAUUGCAACUAAAUAGCCUUAAUCAAAGCCAAGAGAUGAACCACUGGAGGAAUUCGGUGCCAUUUGGAGGGCUGGACCAAGGGCUGGAACUUACCUUUCUAGAGAACACUGGCUCAAAGAGAUCAUGCCUGGGUGGAUGUCUUGACCCUCUUGCAUAACACCAGCCCUUUCACAUGUAAAGGUAGUGGUCACCUCCAAAAGCACCAGAGCCCUCCCAGGUCUACUCUUGCAAAAGCAAUGUGAGGAGUCACAGGUGACUUUUUGUAGCUCUCACAUUGGAAAAAAAAGAUCUGUUGAAGCCAACAGACUCUUCCUCAUCCCCACUUUCCUUGUCCUGGCACAGCUUUACUUUCCCUAACAGUGCACAAACCUUGGGCAGGGCCUUCUGCCUGAGUGGUACCUUUCAAAUGCAAGCACAGACUAUGAGGAAGAGGAGGGAGAGGUGAGGGCUGGGUUCCCACGUUGACACAGCGACUUUUUGGGGAGGCUGGGGGCUCCCAGGUGGUACUAAGUUUGAAGCUUGGCUGAGAUUUUGUGCCUUCUUUGCUUAAAAUAAAUGAGAAAAUAAAAAAGGAGAUAAAUAAAACCCAACCUCUCUUCCUUCCCCCCCUACACAACUCCUUGCAGAAUGGGUGCAAACCUCUGCAGCAGAGCAGGCUGGUGGCUCUGUGGGGGUUUCUCCAAGAGACAUCCUCCUUCCUGCCUGUCUCUUUGCUUUGCUGCUGGGUGGUUGUAUUGAUAGGGGAAGAAGGGUGGCUUUGGAAAUCCUAAUGUGGGAGGCAAAAAAAAACCCACCCAAAACAAUCAAAGAACAGCCCAGACACAUUCUCCCUGCUUGUACAACCACCUCUGUGUGACAUUUGCAGGAACACUGCCCUCAGCAGGCCUCCUCUUCUACUGGGAAAGCUCUUCUGAUUCCUACCCUCCAUGAGACUGUUGCUCCUCUUUCUUUGUUCUUUCUAAUUGUCUAAAAUUCAAA
Messenger RNA from Dryobates pubescens (Downy woodpecker), 3929 nucleotides. RefSeq names its product immunoglobulin superfamily member 11 (gene IGSF11). Lineage: Eukaryota; Metazoa; Chordata; Aves; Piciformes; Picidae. Gene Ontology annotation, cellular component: cell-cell junction. The coding region runs from base 197 to 1522 and encodes 441 amino acids. The transcript is spliced from 7 exons. Gene Ontology annotation, molecular function: ionotropic glutamate receptor binding. Gene Ontology annotation, biological process: homophilic cell-cell adhesion. The record is from RefSeq and is a predicted model, not a curated record.